UAUGAAGAAACUGUAGAAAUCCACGCUGCAAUGAGGUCAGUUGAAGUCACUACAAAAGUAGUGGUGUCAAUUAGGCCGGAUAUUGGGAAUGCACAAAAAGAUCCCAAGUUUAGAAUUGAGGGAAAUAUCAAAGAAUCUUUAAAUGAUAUGCAAUUGCUGGAAGAAGCGUAUUACCACUUUCAGAGCUUCAAAGGACUCAUUGUUGGCUUCCUUCUCAGCUCCAAAGAUCGAGAACUGAGUCGAGACUUCUUCCUCAAGAGAACCUAUACCAGCGCUUUUAAGCUGAUAGAGUACGAGCUCAGCUUCAUGUAUGAGGUUCUUCACACCAAGAUUGGAUUGAAGAGAUAAUUAAAAGAAAAUGAUGGAGCCAAGUCAUGCAACAAUUAAAUAGAAGAUGAUCAUUAAAAGCAUAAAGCAUGACAUGUUUUAGGGAUAAAACUUUCUAUGAUUUAAGGGAUUAAAACAUGGCAUUAUUAUAGGAAGAAAGAAGCAAUUUCAAACCCUCCACCUUUCCUCUAUAUAUACAUGGCUUCACCUCUCAAAUAUCAUCACUUCUCAUUAGCAUUCAAGAGCCAAAACUCUACCAAAACACCACCAUAAAAUUCCCUCACAAAUUAGCCAAGCCGUCCACCCCAAAACUAUCAUCAUCUCCACCGAGUUUCACUAUUGAAGACACACCUCCAAGGUUCCUACAACGUGUGAUUCUCGCAACUCAUCUCCAUGGUUUCAUCUAUUUGUGUUAAUCUACAAUUCUUUGUCUAUGAAGAUUGUAAGUU
This is a messenger RNA of Argentina anserina (silverweed cinquefoil), 776 nucleotides long. RefSeq lists its product as uncharacterized. NCBI's taxonomy places the organism in Eukaryota, Viridiplantae, Streptophyta, Magnoliopsida, Rosales, Rosaceae. Bases 31 to 348 code for a protein of 105 amino acids. The transcript has 2 exons. The record is from RefSeq and is a predicted model, not a curated record.